Messenger RNA from Rhizophagus irregularis DAOM 181602=DAOM 197198, 1303 nucleotides. RefSeq lists its product as uncharacterized. The record is from RefSeq and is a predicted model, not a curated record. NCBI's taxonomy places the organism in Eukaryota, Fungi, Glomeromycota, Glomeromycetes, Glomerales, Glomeraceae.
UUUUUUAUAUUUAUAUUUAUUUUUCAAGAAUUUUUCGAGGAUUUCCAAACCCAUAAUUUGUAGUAUUCUUAUAAAAAUAGAUCCUUAUAGACACGCUUUUUUGAUUGGUCACAACUUACGGUGUUACGGUCGAUCUCCCAUUUUUUUUAUAUAAGGCAAGCUGUGAACGGUGGCGUGAUUUCGUUCACAUUUCAUUUUAUUCAUAAAACAUUUCAAAAAAAAAGUUAUUGAAUUAAUUCAAAAUAAUGCCAGUAAAAUUAGGUACAAUUGAUUUAUCAAGACAUGUCAUAAUCCUUACUGGCGCAACUGAUGGCAUCGGUAAAGAAAUGGCAAGGAUUUUAGCUGGAUUUAAUCCAAAACGAUUGAUUUUACCAGCACGUAAUAAAGAAAAAGGAAAUAAUUUAUUAGAAUAUAUUAAAUCUUCAAAUGGAAAUACAAAUAAUGUUGAAAUUUGGGAAUUGGAUUUAGCAGACUUACAAAGCGUAAAAAAUUUUGCAAAUAAGUUCAUUAAUGAAGUUGGAGAAUUGCAUAUUUUAAUUAAUAAUGCGGGUAUUUGGAAUAAUAAAGAAAUCAUUAAAACGAAGGAUAAUUUGGAGUCACAAUUUCAAGUUAACCAUUUAGCACCAUUUUUGCUUACUUUAUUGUUAUUGGAUACAAUAAAAAAAUCAGCUUCAGUUGAAUUACCUGGAAAAAUUGCAUUUACUAGUUCAAGAUCUCAGGGAUAUGGAAAAAUUGAUUUUGAUAAUUUAAAUCUUGAGAAAGGUGCUUACUUUGGUCCUUUUCAUGGUUAUGCAAAUACUAAAUUGAUGAACGUAAUUAUUGCUCAGGAAUUAGGGCGUAUUCUUCAAAACGAAAAUAUUACAACAUAUUCACUUCAUCCUGGUAUAAUUCUAACAAAUAUAUCCAAUGCAAAAGGUGUUUUCAUGGAAUUUGUCGUGAAAAUAGCUACGAAAAUAAUUGGGAUAUCAACUGAACAAGGCGCCAUCAAUACUCUUUAUCCCGUGCUUUCUCCUGAAAAUAAAGAAACAGGAAAAUAUUAUCAUGAAGGUAUUGAAAAGGAACCAAAUGAAAUUGCAAAUGAUCAAGAAGUCGUAAAAAAGCUAUGGGAUAUUUCUGAAAAAAUGUUAAAAGAUCGUGAAAUGAUUUAAGUUCGAUUUUUGGAAAAAAAUUUAUAUGAUAAAUUCAUUUUCUUAUUUUUUUUUUUUUUUUGUAUCUACUGUACAUUACGUAUCGCGGUACGCAAAAUAACUUUUUAUCCGAUAAAUAAAAAAUAAUUUCUAACCGCUUACAAAUCAGAAAGCGG